AUGUCAACAUUUCAACCAAUAAAUCCAAAGCCGUUUAUGAAGUCACUAAUAGGGAAGCAGGUGGUGGUUAGACUAAAAUGGAACAAGACAGAAUACAGAGGUCAAUUGAUAUCGACAGAUAAUUACCUUAACUUGCAAUUGAAUGACACGUUUGAAAUUAUAUACGACAGCGACGACAACCCGCGUGAAGAGGCCAUAGGCAGUAUAUUCAUAAGGUGCAAUAAUGUUUUGUUUAUUAGAGAAUACAAGGACCAAGACCCCAGCAAGAGCAAAAUCUCGGACAAGACGGAUUCUACCACUGUCACGGAGACUGUGGAGACAGAGACAGAGACCACUAAUGGCGAUGCAGGCAGCAGUGGGAUCGAGGUCACUAAAGUAGAAUUGAAGGAGACGGAAGAGAUGGAGGAAUGA
Lodderomyces theae is the source of this 411-nucleotide messenger RNA. RefSeq names its product mRNA splicing protein. Gene Ontology annotation, cellular component: U1 snRNP; catalytic step 2 spliceosome. The record is from RefSeq and is a predicted model, not a curated record. Gene Ontology annotation, biological process: mRNA splicing, via spliceosome; spliceosomal snRNP assembly. The coding region runs from base 1 to 411 and encodes 136 amino acids. Gene Ontology annotation, molecular function: RNA binding. The transcript has 2 exons. NCBI's taxonomy places the organism in Eukaryota, Fungi, Ascomycota, Pichiomycetes, Serinales, Debaryomycetaceae.